GUCUGUUCCUCUUGCCAGUCUUUUCCCCAAUUAUAAAUUCCUUUCGUUCUCCUCUCCACCUAGUCUUUCCUCAUAAUAUCUUUCGUUUACACAGAACCCCUCGAACUAUCCAAGCCAUCAACGUUCAGGUCGCUUUCCGGUUUACCCAAACUCUCUCACCUCAAUCCCCAUUGCAUCAGCACCGCAGAUAACAAUAUGCUCCCCCCACCACCAGAGACAUGACCUCGCGCGAAGAUAACGUCCUCACCGCUCGCGACCCGGCUCUGACGGACGAGAACGAGUGGGAGGAAUUCAGCCUGUCCGAGGUCCGCGUUUUGUUUCCGGGAAAAUCCCGCUAUGCCAAUCUCCUCACAGCCUCGCCGGACAAUCCUGUCCAAGUAACGGGGUGUUUGGAUGAAGUGGAGGAAGAACAGGAGUCUCUGGUGCUCGAUCCGGAAUAUCUUACCAAACGCAUUGUCCUAGAGAAUGUCACGCACUACGCCUAUGGCCAACAUAAUGACGGAGAAGUCGGGUUUUGGGUUGCGGGGCGGGCGGGGUGGUUCUCCAUCUCUCCGGCGAAGGGCUACAAACCGAUGUUCAAUGAGGUAGUGGAGGCGAUCGAUCUGUUAUAUUUUCUAGCGGAUCGACACAAGCGCAAGAGGGGUAGGAGGAAGUUCGAGGGUCCCAGUGUGGAGUAUCUAUUUGAGGAGUAUGUCAGCCACACGCAUGGGAUCUGCGAAGAUGCAGAUGAUUCCGCCGAGGUGUUCUACAAGCAUCAUAACUUCUUGCUGUCACGGAUGUUGAAAGGGGAGGAGAAUGUGCAGUGGUCGACAACGCAUAUUCUCGCCCACCUGAGCGAAAGAUUUCCAGAGGAUUAUGAACAGAUCAAGGCGCAGAUUGAAGGCGUGGACGAGGUCGAAUCAGAGGAGGAAGAAGAGAGUACUCCCGAGAAGACGGACGAUGAAAAAGGCCGCGUAGCAGACUCGUCAGCGUUGACGAACGCCGACGCGAAUUCGAUUUACCAAAUGAUCCUCGAUCUCAAGGAAGAGGGUUACUUGGCUAAGCGCCAGCUGAAUCUCGACCUUGUCGCAUCUACGCUGGUCGAUCGAUUCGAGAUUGACGACGACGAAUAUGCGCACAGUCGGAUUGCGGCAAGCGCCGAAGUCAUCCUGGAACUGAUGGAUGAGGCGAAAACAUCUUCAUUUGACUGGUCCAGAAAGGUCAUCUAUCGCGAGCUGAAGGCGGCCUCAAAGCAGCAUGGUGGAUCUUCGCAGGAGGCGAUGACCCCGCUUCGUCCGCGCAUGUUAGAAAGCGAGGCAUCCUCCCCUGAAGACAGCGACCAAGAAGACCUUCCCCGAUUGCGCAAACGUCGAGUACUCAAGUCCGUUCUGCGGCCUAAGAGUGCAGUGGCCACGAAACGAACGGGCAAGCGCACGCGCAGUGCAGCAGCCGACACGGACGAGGAAUCCGACACCAAUGCAGACGCUAUGGACGAGUUCGAAACGCCCAGCAAGGUGCGAGGGCACGAGCUUGUCCGCGAUCCGCUAUCAACCCGCGCCAAACGCAGGACGCGGUCAAUCUUGUCCGACUCGGAGUCCACAGCACCUUCUAUACAGAAGACCUCGCUGCAGGAUGUUUUCCAGAGCCGCAACACGUCCGUCUCCGCUGCCGAUAUCGACGCACAUCCUCACGAAGAGCCCGCAGCGAAUGGCACAAACGGCGAGGAUGUACAAUCAGAUACAUGGACGUGCCAAGUCCGAGGCUGCAGCAAGGUCGUGUACAAGUGCAGCACGAAACGCGGCAAGCAGCUGAUCGAGGAUCACUCGCUGGCUCACGCGGAUGAUACCAAAGCAAAACUCGAUCUAGUUUUUGCGGAACAGCGACUCAACAUCGGCCUCCCUGUGGAUAAUCUUCUCAAACGUAUCCGGGAGAUGGCAGGGGGGGAGGACAUCGGCCUUGCGGAUGCGGAAGGCGCGGUGAACGGCGCUUCCGACGCAGUAGGAGCGUGACCGGCAAGCAUAGAACGAUACACCAAGAUACCCACAUGAAGUGACGAUGAUGAUGGCUGCUCUUUCCAACACAGAAUUGAAUGCUGCGGUAGUCUGGUCAAUUACCAUCAUGGCAGGCCGCCUAACCAUGAAAGGCUAGACAUACCGGUUCCUCGUAUUAAUUGUCCCCAAGUCCCAGAGCAGGUAAACAAUGUGACUGAGAAGCCACCUUUACCGGUGUGUCUGAGCACAAGACCAAGCAGCAGGCUCACACCACAUUAUCGGAGAUGCAAUGGGUCGCUUCCAUAGUAUGAUGAUAUGACACCACAAUGAGAUACCACUUUUAGCCCUUCCAACUACAUAGUACACAACCGCAAUAGCGAUUUACCAC
Molecule: messenger RNA, 2358 nt
Organism: Aspergillus aculeatinus CBS 121060
Lineage: Eukaryota; Fungi; Ascomycota; Eurotiomycetes; Eurotiales; Aspergillaceae
Exons: 4
Coding region: 219-1988 (589 amino acids)
Source: RefSeq, a predicted model, not a curated record